CACGCGCAGCAUAGCGCGAUUAUACGAUAAUAUAUUAAUUUAGAAUUUUAUCUGUAGUGUAGCGCAGUGUUACCCAUCUCUUCAGUCAGUGUUUUAAAUGUAAAUGGGGAUCUUUGAAUUAAAACUAUUCAUCUGAAUAAUUUAUUUCCGGCAAAUGCCGAUCUGUUUUGUUACAGUACGAACCAGGUAAACAAUUUGAAUUGGAGCUCAAAUCAGGCAGAACGGCGGUUUGCGACCUUGUGAAUUGUGAUGCUACGUCUACUAUUGUGAUUUGUUGUUACGCCCGGUUUUUUGCUAGUCAAGUGUUGAACAAGUUGCUGAGCGGUGCAGUACAAUGUGAUCGGAAGACUCAAUAAAUGAUUUUAUCAUUUAAACCGUUGGAAGUUCGCAUAGUUCCUAUUUGGUAGCAUCUGACCUUAGUUUUAAGUAAGAAUUUGCGACCCACGCCGCGUAAUAAAACUCCUACGCGCCAACAAGAAAUUAACUCUGUCUUGUAACUAAAAACGACAGAAUGUUAACAAAACUAGUCGAUUUCUAGAGUAACUUUUCACUAAUUUCUGUGUGUUAUUAAUAUACGUUAUAUUAUGAACUACAAAUGAUAGUAUUUACAGAUUUAAGUGUUGUAUGAUGUUAAGAUCAUUUCUUUUGGAGUAUCGACUGAUUUUAUAAAGUUGUCAAGGUUGAAAUACACUUUUAAGGAAUAAGCUUCUCAUUAUUGGAACAGAUGGCAUAAAUUGUAGUUAAUUACUAUUCUACAACCUUCUUUUAAUUAGAAUAUUCUUAAGCUAUAUCAUUUAAGACAUUACUUAUCUAAUAAGAUAAUGAUUAAUAUGAAAGAGGAUUUGGACAUCCUACUUAGUGUUGUAGACCUAAAAUAAAGAAAUCAACCAACCUGUUAUGUUACAAAGUGAGAAUGGAUGAAAAUGAUAUAAUAAUUUCUUCUACGGAGAUAAUUAAAGAUAGAUUAUAUUUCGCAACCCUCAAAACUGGUUACAAACCAAAGCCUACGCGCAAUAGUAAAUACUUCCACAUUGAAGAUGAGAUUGUUUAUGAAAACUUCUACUAUGAUUUUGGCCCUUAUCAUCUGUGCCAUUUGUAUCAAUUUUGCAACAAGCUUAAUGAGGAAUUGGAGAAGAAUCCGAAGAAAAAAAUCGUCUUCUACACUAGCAAUAGUGAAACUCUUAGGCUUAACGCGGCCUAUCUUAUUGGGAGUUAUCAGAUAAUAUAUCUGGGCUCCUCCCCUGGUACGGUCCACAAACAGCUAACAGAAGGUACUUGGUCCUUAUUGAAUUUCCGUGAUGCGUCAGGCGGACCAGCGCUCUUUGAUAUAUCGCUUCUAGAUGUGCUGCAGGGCGUCAAAGUGGCGCAUGAUGCGAAAUUCUUCGACUUCGAGCACUUUGAUACGGAACAGUAUUUGUUUUAUGAGAAAGUAGAAAACGGUGAUCUCAACUGGAUAAUACCCGGGAAAAUGCUGGCGUUUUCCGGUCCUCACCAUCGUUCGCGCUUGGACCGGGGAUACCCCUUACAUAGCCCGGAACACUACCACGAAUACUUCAAGAAGCACCACGUGACCACCAUCGUUCGGCUUAACAAAAAAUCAUAUGAUGCAAGGCAGUUUACGGCGCAUGGAUUUGAGCAUAGGGAAUUGUUCUUUGUCGACGGUUCGGUGCCUUCGGAUCUGAUAGUCAACAGGUUCAUAAGGAUCUCUGAGGUGGCGAAAGGCGCUGUUGCUGUACAUUGUAAAGCGGGUCUUGGCCGUACAGGAACUCUGAUAGCAUGCUACAUGAUGAAGCACCAUGCCUUCACAGCUCGAGAGGCUAUCGCCUGGCUUCGGAUCUGCAGACCUGGAUCUGUUAUUGGCCACCAGCAGUGGUUCCUCGAGAACAUUCAACCUCGGAUGCAUGCUGAAGGAGACGCACACCGUCGAAGACACAACAUCACAUCGCUACCCGUGUUUGCACGAGGGAUAUACAGUGACUUGGCCCCGGAGCCGGUACCAAUACAAGAAAAACCAGUUUCGUUGCAGACCAUAUUACACGCCAAGAAUGCUAAUACCAAUAAGCUGGACAAUGCCAAUGCCCUUAACGCGAACGAGACAGAUCGAGAAAACAAUAUAACGCAAGUCAUUGGCAAGUACAAGACUACCGCCUCCCCGAUGUUACCAGUUAAAGUGUUCACACCAAAAAUGAACUAUAUGCUUCCCACGAACAAUGUAAAGAAUGCCAAUAACACCAACCUCAAACCACAGCCGAGAUUAAUAAAUUCAACGAUUAAAUCUCACUACGCGGCCAAAACGUCCACUUUCCCCCCUACAAGAGGUGCCAACUCCCAAGCCAAAUUAACUGGGGUCAAAGCUCAAUUUACGGGCAAAAACAGCUUCCACGGCCGUGCCAAUCUUGCGCGACCGGCAAACUACACUCACGGCGCAAGCCCCAUCAAGACAUUUACCAGAAAAGCCAUGAGUGCCACAAAAAUGACGUCAAACGACACAAACGCCGUCACAACCGUCAGCAAUGUUACCACAACUUUGACAACGCUGACGGAAAAUUGUCAUUUGAAUGGCAAAAACCGUCUUCCAUCAGAGCCGAAUCUCAAAGCUACACCAAAAACUCCCGUAAUAAACAGUGCCAGGAAGAAAAUGAUUGUUCGAUCAAAUUCCAUUUCCCGUAAAAAGCUUCCUAAAAGUGUCACCAAAAGUAAUCUCGAAGCGAGCCAAGAGCUAUCAUCAAGCGAUACCAAUAUAACCAACAUCUCUGUUGAUUCCCUAGACACGCCCUUCAGGUUCAGACGAAAACGGGAUAAAUCUAAAAGUCCCGAACCGAUGGACACCUUAUCUAACUCGGUUAUAACUGCUGAUGUGACUCCAGAAAACUACGAGGAGACAAAUAAUUCGCAAGGGAAUAAGUUGUAUAAAAUUAAGGCAUUACGAAAAAAAUGUCCUGCAUUCGGUGUGAGCCUACUGAAGAAAGAGGGUGUCCAAACAAGAUCGAGUAGUUGCGCUAGCGGUUCAACCGUGAAGAAGAAAUGAUCUCUACUUAGCGUAGCGAGUUAGUUAUAGUUGUGCAUAGCACAUGUUGUAUUUGUUUUAGGAAACUCGAGGGACGUUUUUGAUAAUCUAUUGGAAUCAAGUGCAUAUUUACAGCAUUUAUCAAUAAAAACGAUUUCGCAGACAUCGAUUGGAUAAUGAAUUUCUAUUAUAUAUUAUCAUAAAUGAUCCUUCGAGCCGGAUUGGUAGGUUUGUUUAGAUUCGUGCCGACUGACUUGUUAACCCAUAUCACGUUUGUUCCCUAAUAAAAAGGUUUUCUAAACAAAUUUAUCAAUUAAGUAAUCGCUUUAUAGACACCAAUAAUUGCUAAAAUACGCAAAUCCGUGGGCGUUUCUUGUAAUUAUUGCUUUUAAAAAUUCGGUCUAACUAUUUAUAUUAUACGGUUAUUUAAUUUUAAAACAGAUAGAACCAGGAAUAUUUAAAACCUAUAUUUUUGGGAAAUACUUGAGGUUAUAUUAAACAGUUACAUAUAUCGUGAGAGGCGCCUACGCUUACGUAUUUUAGCAAAAUGAGCCUAAAUGUUUAUUAUAUUUCUUAUUAUAUAGACAUAAGUGGUUGAAUGUCCAAUAAUUAGUUGUGUUAAGUUUCAAAACUGUUUUGCAUGCUAUAUUUUUACCCACCUUUAUUUAUAUUUUUUUUAUUAUUUUAUUUAAAACAAUUUAUACAUAUCUAAAGUAUAUUGUAACGUUUCGAUUAAUACAUAAUUCAGAAAAAGAAAAUUUUUAUAUUUGUUCUGAA
Molecule: messenger RNA, 3784 nt
Organism: Pieris brassicae (large cabbage white)
Lineage: Eukaryota; Metazoa; Arthropoda; Insecta; Lepidoptera; Pieridae
Product: dual specificity protein phosphatase CDC14AB-like
Exons: 8
Coding region: 914-3028 (704 amino acids)
Biological process (GO): protein dephosphorylation; regulation of exit from mitosis; microtubule cytoskeleton organization
Cellular component (GO): mitotic spindle; centrosome; nucleolus
Molecular function (GO): protein tyrosine/serine/threonine phosphatase activity; protein serine/threonine phosphatase activity
Source: RefSeq, a predicted model, not a curated record